Symbiodinium sp. CCMP2592 is the source of this 789-nucleotide messenger RNA. The record is from the annotation of a GenBank genome assembly. Lineage: Eukaryota; Dinophyceae; Suessiales; Symbiodiniaceae.
AUGCAGAUCCUGGUGUUCGCACAAUUUGACCAAUGGCAUGACACAACACGGCGGCUGAAGAUUGCCAUCGAGUCUUAUGCCGAGGACCAGUACGACAUCGCGCUGCAAGCGCAACAGAAGGCUGACAUGGACACCUUCCUCGUGGAGGUUCGUGAUGAGCAGAUUCGCUUAGAAGUCCUCAACAAGCCGGAUGCAGUCAUCAUGUGCACGGAGAUCGAGGGCCAGCCGGCCAGGGUGAAGUGCGAGCAGUGCAAGGAUUUCUUCUCGCUGGAAGGCUUCGCUGCGACCCAUGCGACGGGAAAGCGCAAGAAUCACACCACUGUCAAGUGUGAGCAGACGACUUGCUCUGUCUACCCGGACCAGCUGGCGACCUGCGAAGUGGACAACACCCUCUUCUGCGACAAGGCAUACGAGGAGGUGGCCCAGCGACAGCCGCACAUCCGGCAGAAGCGAAAAAAGGUGCUGGGCGGCCUAUCAUGCUCGGAGUAUCCUGCCACUGUCGCGGAGGUUCUCUGUGAAGACUGCUCGGAUUUAUACUGCUGGGAGGCUUUCAUCGAACUGCACAGACGAGGCAACCGCCUCCGACACGUGCCCCUGCGUCUCGAUGCCGAGGGCCAGCUGUACCGUGCUGGUGAGCUUCUCCCCCCAGAGGAGUGCGCCCGCCUCAUCGACCGCGCCCGCCUGGCGCGCGAGGGUGGGCCGUGGCUGGCGUUCCAGGAUGACCAGCUCAACACCUACUGGUAUCACCUCAGCGACAAGGUCACGACGCAACAGAAUCCGUACCUCUGA